AAGAAGAAUCAUGCAUUGAUUUUAAACAAGUGCUUUAAAUUAGAGUUAAGAAAAACUCUCAUAGUGUUAGUGGGGCUGCAAGUUUACCGGUGACUGAAACCUUAAUCCAAUCACAUCCUUACACGUCAGACUCCCCGUAUCGUUAUUCCACGUGUCCCCCCCCCUUCUCACCGACGCCGUCUCCUUUUCCGUUAACUCCCCCCGAACAAAGAUCAUUAUGCUACAAACCCUAACCCUAUCUCCUUCUCACGAUGGCCGACGACGAAGACCAGAUCCGAUCUCACUCCGAUUCACCCGAUCCUUCUUCUUCGCCGCCGCCGCCGUCCGGAAAAGUCACGGUUACGGUUGCUUUCCCAGGUCCGCCUCAAAAAACUCCCGACGCGUCGCCUCUUGCGCUGCUUCCGAUCAAAUCCAGCGGCGGCGGAGGGAGGGAGGAUUGCUGGAGCGAGAAGGCUACGGGCGUUCUGAUCGAUGCGUGGGGGGAGAUUCACAUGGAGCUGAGCAGAGGGAACCUGAAGCAGAAGCACUGGGAGAAGGUGGCGGAGACGGUGAGAAGCAAGGAGGAGGAUAACGGUAAGACUCCCAAGACGGAUGUACAGUGCAAGAACAGGAUCGAUACGGUUAAGAAGAAGUAUAAGCAAGAGAAGUUACGAAGUGGACGGAGCAGCAGCUGGGUGUUCUUCGAUAAGCUUGACCGUUUGAUUGGUUCAACGGCCAAGAUCUCACCUGCACCUCCUCCUAGUGGACUAGGAGGAGGAGGAGGGUUGCAUAAUAUUCCCAUGGGUAUUCCCAUGGGCAGAGGUUUGAAUCUUUACCAUCAGCAAGGUAAGGCUGAAACGCCGCGUUUUGGAGUUAAUGCUAGUGAGUCUAAGCGGUGGCCUUUGAGGAGGAAGAGGAAUGUGUCUGAUUCACAUUCUGAGGACUCUGGUGGGGACGACAGUCUACCUCCUCCUCCUCCUCGACAGAGGAAGCAAGGAGGAGGAAACAAGUGGAGGGAGGUGAGUAGUGCCAUCAUGAGAUUUGGUGAAGCUUACGAGCAAAUAGAGAAUGCGAAGCUGCAGCAGGUGGUUGAGAUGGAGAAAGAGAGGUUGAGGUUUUUAAAAGAGUUGGAGUCGCAGAGGAUGCACUUCUUUGUGAAGUUUCAGUUUGAGUUGUCGCAGCAAAGGGAGGAGAAUGGGAAACACUAGUAAUAAUAACAAAGACAACUUCAAUGAUAACUAGAGUUUUAGUGGUUUCAGGUCGUAAUCUACAUAUUUUAUUAGAAUUUGAGCUUUCAAAUUGUUAGAAAAGAAGAUACCUUCUUCAUGAGUGUGUAUUAAUAUUUUACCAAAUCUUUUCUUCUUUUGUUUGCCAA
This is a messenger RNA of Brassica napus (rape), 1354 nucleotides long. Its product is annotated as trihelix transcription factor ASIL2. Gene Ontology annotation, molecular function: transcription cis-regulatory region binding. Gene Ontology annotation, cellular component: nucleus. The record is from RefSeq and is a predicted model, not a curated record. Lineage: Eukaryota; Viridiplantae; Streptophyta; Magnoliopsida; Brassicales; Brassicaceae. The transcript has a single exon. The coding region runs from base 252 to 1187 and encodes 311 amino acids.